This is a messenger RNA of Amphimedon queenslandica, 863 nucleotides long. RefSeq names its product protein ECT2-like. Gene Ontology annotation, biological process: activation of GTPase activity; mitotic cytokinesis; regulation of cytokinesis, actomyosin contractile ring assembly. The transcript is spliced from 5 exons. Lineage: Eukaryota; Metazoa; Porifera; Demospongiae; Haplosclerida; Niphatidae. Gene Ontology annotation, cellular component: cell cortex; nucleus. Bases 1 to 600 code for a protein of 199 amino acids. The record is from RefSeq and is a predicted model, not a curated record. Gene Ontology annotation, molecular function: GTPase activator activity; guanyl-nucleotide exchange factor activity.
AUGGACGAAUCAGCAAUGGAAGUUGUUCCAAUGGACGAGAGCUAUAAAGCAGCUCCUAAGAAGUACCCGGAGAGACCUAAAAAGAGACAUUCCAUUCAUAAUUCCUCUUCAUUCAUUAAUGUGGAUAGUCUACUGGAGGCAUCACUAGUCUCACUAUCAUCACCUAUUACUAGGCAGGGGCUAAGAGAAGGUGGUAUUAAGAGACAAUCAACACUAGCCACUGCUUCAAUAGCCACACCCACUCAAUCCGGUCCCGCUGUUACCACGGCAACAGAAGGGGGCGGGGCAGUCCCCAAUAAACAAGACACGGCCAGAUACCACAUUGUCAAAGAAUUACUAACGACAGAAAAAAAUUUUGUAAAAAUCCUCAACGUAAUUGUCAAUGAGUUUAUGAAGCCGUUAGCUACUCCAGGACAGAGAGGAGGGCAGUUACUGACUAACGAGAAUGUUAAAAGUAUUUUUGGUAAUAUUCCUGAUAUACUGAGAGUACACACUGAUAUAAUGAAUGGACUGGAGGAAAGGAUUAAUAAUUGGGAGAGCAAUACUUGUAUAGGAGACAUACUACUAGGACAGGUACGGUAUAAUACAUGUACAUUAUGACUACAUGUACAUGUACAUUAAUGUAUUAAUGUAUGGGUUUUUACCAUGGACUAUAUACCAUACCUUCAAGGUCUCAUAUUACUGAUAGAGACCGAGAAGGUAUGGUAUAUAUGAUAUAUUCUAUACUUACUGUAAGAUCAAAUAAGACCACCAUUGAGCAUUUAUAAUCAUUGGUAGUGACAGCUGAUGGAGUAAAUUUGACUAAAAGAGGUCUGUUCUAGUCAUUAGAGUGUCCUUAGCUACUUGCAAGAAACUGGCCACUA